Molecule: messenger RNA, 1925 nt
Organism: Fragaria vesca subsp. vesca
Lineage: Eukaryota; Viridiplantae; Streptophyta; Magnoliopsida; Rosales; Rosaceae
Gene: CGS
Product: cystathionine gamma-synthase, chloroplastic-like
Exons: 11
Coding region: 99-1736 (545 amino acids)
Biological process (GO): transsulfuration
Cellular component (GO): chloroplast
Molecular function (GO): pyridoxal phosphate binding; cystathionine gamma-synthase activity
Source: RefSeq, a predicted model, not a curated record
UCAAACCCCCCUAACCACUUUCCCGAAAAAUUAGAAACUCUCGCUCCAGCUAAAACCCUGCUCUCGAUCCCUCAUCAAUCUUCCUCACUCUCACCACCAUGGGCGUGUACACGUGUCCUAGGGUUUUCACCUCCUCCUCCUCCUCCUCCACCUACUGCUGCCGCCACCACCCCGACCUCGCCACCCGCGCCGCCGUCAAUCCCCGCCCCGGCUUCGCCGCAGGCCGCGUCGACUCUCCGGCGCCGUUUCACGGCCUAUCGUCACUCAUUCUCCGCUUCCCUCCCAACUUCGUCCGCCAGCUCAGCACCAAGGCCCGCCGCAACUGCAGCAACAUCGGCGUCGCGCAGAUCGUCGCGGCUUCGUGGUCCAACAAAGACUCCGACCUUUCGGCGGUGCCGGCGGCUAGUGCCGUCGAUGCCGCCGCCACCGCCGCCGAUCUGGUCGUCCCGGCCCAGAUCGGGACCGAGGAUGACCUGGCGGCCGUGGAUGCGGAGUACGCCGUGUUUGGGAACGGUGUACAGUUAGGAGGCUUGCCUGAUUUGAAGGACGCCUCGUUUUUAAGCUCCGAUGGGAGCAUCGCAAUUCAUGCCGGUGAAAGAUUGGGUCGCGGUAUAGUGACUGAUGCAAUUACAACCCCGGUGGUUAAUACUUCUGCUUACUUUUUCAAGAAAACUGCUGACCUCCUUGAUUUCAAGGAGAAGCGCGCGACGAGUUUUGAAUACGGGCGCUAUGGAAACCCAACUACCGUGGUUCUUGAGGAAAAGAUUAGUGCUCUUGAAGGAGCGGAAUCUACACUGUUGCUAGCUUCCGGAAUGUGUGCUAGCACGGUCUUGUUGAUGGCUUUGGUUCCAGCUGGUGGGCAUAUUGUGACAACAACAGACUGCUACAGGAAGACUCGGAUAUUUAUUGAGACCAUCCUUCCCAAAAUGGGGAUCACGGCAACAAUUAUUGACCCUGCUGAUGUUGGAGCACUAGAAACUGCACUGAAUGAGAAUAAAGUUUCUCUUUUCUUCACAGAAUCUCCUACAAACCCUUUCCUAAGGUGUGUGGACAUUAAGUUGGUUUCAGAUCUUUGCCAUAGCAAAGGGGCAGUAGUCUGUAUAGAUGGCACUUUUGCCACACCUAUGAAUCAGAAGGCCCUUGCUCUUGGGGCUGAUCUUGUUGUGCACUCUGCAACAAAAUAUCUUGCUGGCCACAAUGAUGUCCUUGCUGGUUGCAUUAGCGGUUCAAUGAAAUUGGUUUCCGAAAUUCGUAUAUUGCAUCAUAUUUUGGGUGGUGCUCUUAACCCGAAUGCUGCAUACCUGAUCAUUCGAGGCAUGAAGACUUUGCAUAUUCGUAUACAGCAACAGAAUUCUACUGCAUUGAGGAUGGCCAAAAUUUUAGAGGCGCAUCCUAAGGUGGCGCACGUCUAUUAUCCUGGUUUGCCAAGUCAUCCUGAACAUGAGCUUGCCAAGAGGCAGAUGACUGGUUUCGGUGGUGUUGUCAGUUUUGAGAUUGAUGGAGACUUGAAGAGAACAAUUAAGUUCAUUGAUGCCCUGAAAAUACCAUAUAUUGCCCCCUCCUUUGGUGGUUGUGAGAGCAUCGUGGAUCAGCCAGCCAUAAUGUCUUAUUGGGAUCUCAGCCAGUCAGAUAGGCUCAAGUACGGAAUCAAGGAUAACCUGGUCCGUUUCAGCUUCGGUAUCGAAGACUUCAAUGAUCUUAAGGCUGACAUUCUGCAGGCCCUGGAGAAAAUAUAGAGCAAACCGGCCACCUAAGAUGCGGAUUCCUGUUUAAUUUUUUUUUACCUGUUCUUUUGGUGUUUCAAUUGAUGUUUGAUCACCAAAAACGGUCGUUAUCGAUUCCAUUAGGACCCAAAACCUGUCGAAUUUCUUUUGUAAUCUGCUCUUAACAAUUCCAUAUCAUUAUCACUAUGCUGCUUUCGUUUA